Syngnathus typhle (broad-nosed pipefish) is the source of this 689-nucleotide messenger RNA. It is a transcript of the gene cacng1b, whose product is annotated as calcium channel, voltage-dependent, gamma subunit 1b. Gene Ontology annotation, molecular function: calcium channel regulator activity; voltage-gated calcium channel activity. Lineage: Eukaryota; Metazoa; Chordata; Actinopteri; Syngnathiformes; Syngnathidae. Bases 1 to 687 code for a protein of 228 amino acids. Gene Ontology annotation, cellular component: L-type voltage-gated calcium channel complex; membrane. The record is from RefSeq and is a predicted model, not a curated record. Gene Ontology annotation, biological process: calcium ion transmembrane transport; regulation of calcium ion transmembrane transport via high voltage-gated calcium channel. The transcript is spliced from 4 exons.
AUGUUGGAGGAGCAGGCCACCAAGGUGAAGAUGACAUGGGUGGUGAUCGUGGCGGGCAUGUCGGCCAUGCUGGCCGCCGUGGCCACGGACCACUGGGCCGUGCUCAGCCCCCGAGUGGAAAAGCUCAACGCCACCUGCCAGGCUGUUCACUUUGGCCUCUGGAGGCUGUGCAAGAAAAACAUCUUCAUGGUGGAGGAGGACCCGCAGGGCAAAGGCUGCGGCCCCAUCGGCCUGCCCGGAGCCAAGAACUGCUCCUACUUCAAACACUUCACAUCAGGAGAAGAGGCGGAAGUUUUUGAAGUCAAGACUCAGAAGGAGUACAACAUCUCGGCGGCGGCCAUCGCCAUUUUCAGCCUGUUCUUCAUGAUCCUGGGGACCUUGUGCCUCAUCUGCUCCUUCGGGAAGGCCCGCGACUACCUGCUGAGGCCCGCCGGCAUGUUCUUCGCCUUUGCAGGCCUGUGCAUCGUCAUCUCGGUGGAAGUCAUGCGUCAGUCGGUCAAGCGGAUGAUCGCCAGUGACGAGACCAUCUGGAUCGAGUACUACUACUCGUGGUCCUUUGCGUGCGCUUGCGCCUCCUUCACCCUCCUCAUCCUUAGUGGCGUGGCCCUGCUCCUCAUCUCCAUGCCCCAAAUGCCCCGAAACCCCUGGGAGACCUGCAUGGACGCUGAGCCCGACACCUUGGAUUAGCU